This is a messenger RNA of Ictidomys tridecemlineatus (thirteen-lined ground squirrel), 2275 nucleotides long. The record is from RefSeq and is a predicted model, not a curated record. Lineage: Eukaryota; Metazoa; Chordata; Mammalia; Rodentia; Sciuridae.
CAAAGCAGCCUCACCCUGGCUUAAGCCAAUCAUCUUUCGGAUUAGAGGGUUUAACUCUUCUUUAAAAAGAAGAACCUUUGAAUUGUAACGGCUGAGCUCUAAGGAGGACUCGGCGGCCCGGGGUCGGAGGCGUGAUCCUGCUGGCAUCAUGGACAGAUCUAAAGAAAACUGUGUUUCAGGGCCCGUUAAGGCUACAGUUCCACAUGGUGAAGGUCCAAAACGUGUUCUGGUCACUCAGCAUAUUCCUUCUCAGAACCCAUUGUCUACAAGCAGUGGCCAGGCUCAGCGGAUCUUGUGUCCUUCAAAUUCUUCCCAGCGUGUUCCUUUGCAUGCACAAAAGCUCGUCUCUAGUCAGAAACUGGGACAGAAGCAAUUGCAGGCAGCCAGUAUACCUCGUCCUGUCUCCCGGCCAGUGAACAACACCCAGAAGAGUGAGCAGUCCCAGCCAUCAGGGCCUGGAAAUAAUCCUGAAAGGGAACUGGCAUCAAAACAGAAAAAUGAAGACUCAAAGAAAAGGCAAUGGACUUUGGAAGAUUUUGACAUUGGUCGCCCACUGGGUAAAGGAAAGUUUGGCAAUGUUUAUUUGGCAAGAGAAAAACAAAGCAAGUUUAUUCUGGCUCUUAAAGUGUUAUUUAAAGCUCAGCUGGAGAAAGCAGGAGUGGAGCAUCAGCUCAGAAGAGAAGUAGAGAUCCAGUCCCACCUCCGGCAUCCUAAUAUUCUCAGGCUGUAUGGCUAUUUUCAUGAUGCCACCAGAGUUUACCUAAUUCUAGAGUAUGCACCGCUUGGAACGGUCUAUAGAGAACUUCAGAAACUUUCCAAGUUUGAUGAGCAGAGAACUGCUACUUACAUUACUGAAUUAGCAAACGCCCUAUCUUACUGCCAUUCAAAGAGAGUUAUUCAUAGAGACAUUAAGCCAGAGAACCUGCUUCUUGGAUCAACUGGAGAGCUCAAGAUUGCAGAUUUUGGGUGGUCAGUACAUGCUCCAUCCUCCAGGUAUGUAACAUUAUAGAGGUGGAAGUUGUUUAGCAGAAGUUCUGGGGGCUGAUCAUAUACUAAGUGCAAAAAUCUCUAAAAAUAUUUUGUUAAGUUGGGGCAAGUGACCAACCCAGAAAUAAUUUAGAUCUGAUAAUAGAUGCUGUCUUUAAGAAAACUUUAUUCUGUAGCCAGGUAGGGCUAUAUAUGGCACUCUGGGCCCACUGUUAAGGAUGCUGAAUGUCUUUAGAGACUAAUGAAGAGGAUGGACAAGUCAACAUGUGACAAGUCUAAGCAAGAUGCAGAUGUGUAGAGAAAAGUCCACCUUAAUGGUGGGAAGGAGAUGCUGUUGCUUCCCAGAUAAGGAGACAAGGAAAGUUCCAGAGACAGCAGUACAGAGAUCUACAGCUGAAAGUACAGUUUUUUGGGGAACUUUGAAAACCAAAUUGGUUUGGCUGGAUGACUGAGGAUGGUGAUAAAAGAGUCUGUUUGCUUUUUGUCAGCAGGAGGAACAGUCCUUUCUUUAACCCCCUUAAAAAUGAACAGAGACAUCAUCUAAUGAAACAAUUGGGCCUUAGGUGAACCUGCCCAACAAGAGCAGGUUUUAAAUUGAUUUGGGUUAAAAUAAGCUUUGAUGCCUGGUGUUGAGUGGGACAUUGUAAAGUGUACAUCUACUGUUCAGGCUUGUCAGCUUUGAGGGAGGACUUUAAAAGUCAUCAAGUGGUAGUUAUUAAGAUAAAGUUAGUUAAAAGAAAUUGUGUAGCCUAAAAUAGACAACAUGGGGUGAGGUCUUAAUAGGUCAUUUCUGUUGUCUGCCAUAUGUUAAAUCUGUUGUUAUGGUCUCUUAGAAUUGUAGUUUCAUGGGGCUGCAGGGUUUAGCUUGACCUUAAUGUGUCCAGUGGUGUCACCAUGACAGAAAAUACAAGACUUAUUUUUUCUGAAGAGAUAAUUUAUAUAAAUGUUGAUGGCCACGUCACCCUGCAUCCUGAAUGUUAAUAACUAUAACAGUUUCCUGGUUAUUGUGGACCACUGUGUGAGAGCCCCUGAUGUAGUCUCAGUGGGGGUGAGAGCUUGGACAUUUGCACAGGUAGCUGCAUACCUGUUUCACUGAAUGUACAUUUGUGUGCUCACAAGACACCAGGCAAGGCUGAGCGCAGCUCAAAGCAACAGGAACCUCCAUAGUCUGCCCCCGGCUGGAUGUCUGUCACCCCUAGCUUAUUCCUAACCUUGUUAUGAAAUGGCAGAGUUGGUAGUGGACAGCAUGCUGGUCUGCCCAGUGCCUCCAUUCAGCAGGUCUUAAUAC